Platichthys flesus (European flounder) is the source of this 4574-nucleotide messenger RNA. RefSeq names its product anillin, actin binding protein (gene anln). Gene Ontology annotation, cellular component: actomyosin contractile ring. The coding region runs from base 156 to 3662 and encodes 1168 amino acids. The record is from RefSeq and is a predicted model, not a curated record. Lineage: Eukaryota; Metazoa; Chordata; Actinopteri; Pleuronectiformes; Pleuronectidae. Gene Ontology annotation, biological process: actomyosin contractile ring assembly; septin ring organization; mitotic cytokinesis. The transcript has 23 exons.
UUAGAGCGAGUGAAGAGAAGACGAAGCGAGAGAAGAGAAAAGAAGAGAAGCUGAGAGUCGCCUCAGCUCGUCCUGUGGUUACACAUACAGGUGGACAAGACUUUUGAAAUACAUCGAGGUUGAAUUUCUGCUCAACACAGGAUAAAUCUCCGAAAAUGGAUCCUUUUACUGAGAAACUUUUGGAGCGGACUCGGGCUCGCAGAGAGAACCUGCAGAAGAAAAUGGCAGAUAGACCAAAUGCAGGAAACAGACCAAUGGUAAAAAGACACAGAGAGCCAUUGGCCGACUCCAACAGUGUGAUCAGUGAGCUAGCCACUGAUAAAGCUCCACAGCCAUCCAGCAAGCCCUCUCCCUCCAAGCGCCUGUGUUCAGGGGAAAAUGUCCAGCCUGCAGCUGGUGAGGAGAACCAAGAGCCGCUGAUGAUGCGACCUGUGGACCAGAUUCUUUCUGAUCCUCCCACAGACAAGAAACCUCCAGUUGUGCCAGGCUGCAGACAAUCUUCCUCCCUGGAGAGGACUGCUAACCAACCCGAUGUUCAGUCUCAGCUAGAGCAGCUGAAAACUGUACAGCCAAUGCCAGAGAAGAUGGCAGUCACCACUGCCCCACAAAAUCAGAGCUGCAAAAAAACAGAGAUGGUAGUUGCUAGUCCGGCCCCCCAGAGGUCCAAGGAGAACCUGGUGGGAGAUUCAGGUCGAUGUGUUGCUGGCAUGAAGUCACGUCUACAGAUACUAGCUGAGCAAAGAAAGUUUUGGGAUGGCAAUAGCACCUCUGAUGAACUUCCAGACUGUACUCCUCUGUCCCUGCCGAAGAGACCAACCGAGAACCCACCAGCUGCCGUCCCAUCUGCGUCCACUGGAACUCCAGUAGGGAGGAGAGGCAGAUUGGCCAAUCUCGCUGCCACCAUUGGAUCCUGGGAAGACGACCCAAGCCAUGCUAAUAUCCCCAAAGAGAAUACAGAAGAAACGCCGGGCAAAGCUGUUCCCAAGUUAGCUGUCAGAGAUGCCACAGUGGCUGCAAGCCCAAAACCAAGUGCCAACCAAGGUUAUUCAGCUGCAAGCAGCAAGUCUACAUCCAGCUAUAAUCAGCAGGCUGUGUAUGCUCCUGUCAAGGCUAGCCGAGUUUUUCCACCAAGCCCUCAGAAAGCUGACACCCCUGCUGCCAGACCAGAACUCCAUUCAGUGACUAAUCCUCAAAAAAGUUCCAACCAGGGUAUGACCUCCAUCUCUAGUCCUCAGAACAGCAACAACCUCAGGACGGCCUUCCCAUCCAGUCCCCAGAUGGCCGGCCUCUCCUCCACAGCAUCUGUGCCUCCAAGCCCUCUGAAGAAUCAGGUCCCUUCCAAAGCCCUCAACCUCACUGCCAGCCCCCAAAAGCAAGAGCUCCGUGCCAAGCCUGCCAUUGUUGGCCCCUCUGCUACCCAGGAAAAGACCACUCCUGGAUGUCCUGUUGUAAAAUCUUUCCUGGAGCGCUUUGGAGAGAAGUGCCAGCAGCGUAACAACCAGAGUUCUCCAGCAGGUGGCACUAUCCAGGCCAAGACUCCCACUGUAACUCCUUCAGUCACACCAAACACCAGACUGGUACAGGAUAGACUCAAAGCUUCCCAGGCUGCAAACACAACCACUGCUGAUCUUACCCAGAAACAGAGAAUGGAGCGUGAAUCUGAGCUGGCCAUGAUUCGCAGUCGCUUCCAGAAUGGGAACAACAUGUGGAAAAACAAAGAUGAGGCAACAGCAACCAAGAAAAUCACAGAUAUUAAGGAACAGCUUAUCACACCAGUGGAGAGAGAAGUUGCCCCAUGUGAGCCACAGGAUGAAUCCACACCAUCCAUCUCUACUGAGAAACCAGGUGCACCUACCUCACGCACUCCUGCAGCAGGUCCUUUGUUGGCGGUCUCGCCUCCAGCCAUGACAUCCAACCCUCGGAGGAUUGUUCCUACUGAAGAGAAAGCAACUGAUGAAACAGCAGAAAAAGAGGAAGUGGUCACGGAGAGAGAGAUGAAUGUGGACCAGUCCAUCAACUCUGCAGUUAUCAACGAGCUGUUUGAUGGAGUUCUGGAUCAGAGUGAGGAGGAGGAGGAGGAGGAGGAGGAAGACGCUUUGAAUAUCUCCUCCAUGUCCCUCCUCACCCCACUGUCAGAGACUGUGGCUGCCGUGGUGAAAAGUCCAGAGAGGAAAAUGAUGACGUCAACUCCAGCCGGUUCAUUCAUUGUGAAGUCUCCACUGAGUGACUCCAAACCUAGCAAGUUUCAGAGGACUAAUAUAAUAUGGACUGGCUCCUCCGACAGUGUGGAGGCCUCAGAUGAAGACCACAAGUUACCAUAUAGCAUUAGUGCAUACAGGUCUACCAGAGUAAAGGAGACGGGGAGACCACAUGUGAAGCAGGUCAUUGUUAGAAAAGAGGACGUUUCUCACAGAGCAGAAGAGCCCAGAGGAUCUGCUCUCUCUAGUAUCAAACAGAAAAUGAAGAUUUUGACGAAUGAGAUGAACAUGCAGCAGACAGUUAUUCAUCAGGCCAGUCAAGCACUCAACUGCUGCACAGAUGAGGAGCACGGAAAAGGAUCCCAGGUGGAGGCUGAGGCAGAGAGGAUGGUGCUGGUGGCAAUGGAGAGAAGGGGUGCACUGAUAGCAGAGCUGGACCGCCUGAAAGGAGGUGCAGCCGGACAGAAAAAUUCCCCUGCUGCCCCAGAAUCCUCCAGCACGUCUGCCUCCAGAGGCUCCAUCAACCUACAGGAGUUACGUCUGCCUCUUAAGGCAGACUUUGUUUGCUCCAUUGCCAACAAGCCAGAGUCAACCAAACAUUCUUUCUUCAUCAUGAUUCGGGCUGGAGCAGAGAACACUGUGGCUACUCCGCUGGCCAGCACACACCAUGGCCUCAGUGGAGACACUCUCUCCUUCCCUACAAAGUUCAACAUAUCUGAUGUCUCCAGUGACUUUGCCAUUGAUAUUCAGGUCUAUUGCCUGGUGCAGAAACAAGAUGUUUCCAGUGACAAGAAGAAGAAACCCAGCAAAUCAAAGGCUAUCACUCCAAAGAGACUCCUUGGAAUCACAAAAAGUGUGCAGACACCAGUUGUGGCAAGUCCAGGAGGCCCCAAUGCUGUUCGCACCAGUAACUUCAUCCUGGUUGGAUCCCACAAGCUCAUUCUGUCUUCAAUUGGAAAAAACAAAUUUCAUUUGGAGAAGGUGCCAUUCUUGUGUCCCCUGGAGGGCCACAUCUACCUCAAGAUGCAGUGUGAUGUUGGCUCAAAGGUGGAGGAGAGGGGUUUCCUGACAAUGUUUGAAGAUGUUAGUGGAUUUGGAGCCUGGCACAGGAGGUGGUGUGUCCUGUCGGGAUACAACAUCUCCUACUGGACCUACCCAGAUGAUGAAAAGUGCAAGAAUCCGAUUGGUCGUAUCAACCUGGCUAACUGCACGAGUAAGAGAGUAGAACCAGUCAACAGAGAGUUUUGUGCCAGACCACACACAUUUGAGCUCAUUACAGUCCGACCACGGAGAGAAGAUGAUAAAGAGACACUUGUCAGUCAGUGCAAGAACACCAUGUUUGUCACCACAAACUGGCUGAGUGCUGACACCAAGGACGAGAGGAAUCUGUGGAUGAAGAAACUGAAUCAGAUUGUGGUGGAUCUGCGUAUGUGGCAGCCAGAAGCCUGCUACAGGCCUCUGUGAUUUCCGCAGUUAGUCAAAACCAGCCUUUUAUCUUUGGACUGACUCAUGCAAUUACUGAGUGCAAUACAGUGUGAGGAUUGUAAAAUAUUUUUAUUUGUGGAUGUUUUACAGGAACUCAAACACAAGUUAAAGUUUAGAGGAGAGUAAAUAAAGCCAUAUUUUAGGAGUAUUUCAGGGCAGUAUUUUGUGCAUGUGUCCUGGUUUGACAUAAUGAUUUUUACAUUUCCGGGCUGAUUUGAUACUGGCUUCUUGGGUAUUGUUCAGUCGCCAUCUUUUUAUGUUAAUGCUACUACUAGAUGUUGUGUGGCUUUUACAGAAUUGGUUUUAUCUGUAUACAUGGUAUUGAAAAUACAGAUGAAUGCUAGUUUGUAUCACCACAGUUCUUUCACUGCAUGGCAGCACAGAACAUUGCUGAUAAUUGUUUUAAGAUUUCACUUUAUAUAUUAGCUUUUAUGCAUAACUUGUGGGAGGACUUUUAAAUGUGUUUCUUUAUUGUCAUGCACAGAUAUUUGAUACUGUUAUACCCCAGAUUUCAAUCUGUUUACUCUGUUUUAUCACUUUUUGUGUCAGUGUUUAUUGUAGAAGUUAAAGUUUGCAUAUUCUGCUCUCAAGCAUGUCCAACACUAAUUUUAGGCCAAAACUGUCAGUUUAAAAACAACUACUUACUGAAUCCCAGUUCAUUAUUUAUCGUAUCCUACACAGAUACUGAUUUAUUACCCAUGUUUUGUGUAAAAAAAAAAUGUGUUUAAAUGCACCCAGACUAAAUCAAGUUCCACUCCUUGUGUUGCUCAAAGAGAUUAUGUAACAGACUUUACAGUGAACCCACAGAUGUGUGUGAAAAUCUUUUCACUAGGUAUAAAAGACAAAGUUUUAUCAGCAUGUUUGUAUCGAAUACACAUUUACAUACCCAUA